This is a messenger RNA of Komagataella phaffii GS115, 288 nucleotides long. RefSeq names its product Chaperone that specifically facilitates the assembly of cytochrome c oxidase. The record is from RefSeq and is a predicted model, not a curated record. The transcript has a single exon. NCBI's taxonomy places the organism in Eukaryota, Fungi, Ascomycota, Pichiomycetes, Pichiales, Pichiaceae. Gene Ontology annotation, cellular component: mitochondrion; mitochondrial inner membrane. Gene Ontology annotation, biological process: mitochondrial respiratory chain complex IV assembly. The coding region runs from base 1 to 288 and encodes 95 amino acids.
AUGUUUAACAGGUUUAGGAUGAGUAGGUCGACUUUUGAGUUGGCCAAGUUCUCUUUUUAUUUGCUAACCCCCAUUUCUAUCAUGUACUACGUUGGUAUUGACACAGACAAGAAAUUCAAUGUUCCUGGGUUUUGGCCGGAUCCAAACACCUUGAAUAAGAUUCCCAAAGAACCUUAUGAAAUUCAAGCUGAGUUGGUUAGAAUGCGAAAGGCAAAUUUGGAAAAGAGGAAGAGGUUAGAGGAGAGAGCUAAAGAGCUUGGAAUUGAACCAGAUGAGGAAGAGAAGUAA